UAUUAUUAAUUUUUUUUAUUCACUCGCGGACCGCGGUCCUCGGAAACAACAUUGAACAUAGUUGACUUGAUAGUUUACGACUUUACACACUAAUACACACUGUAGGCCUGUUUUACCAGUUGUGGAUACUGGAUAGCACUAUGUGACGGAAGACGAUAUUGAAGAGAUAAAAGUUUUUGAUGUGUUAUGAAUUUUCACCACCGAAUAUCACUAUAUUUAUAGGAUAUUUCUGUUCGCAAAAAUGAACCUAAGGCUUGUAGUUAAUUAAUUGAGGUUAAACAGACAGUUGAGCAUCUAAAUAGAUAUUCACAAAAAUGGAAACAGAAAACCUAAUUGUAACAACGAAAGAUAACAUCAAAAUUGUACGACUUAACAAACCUAAAAAGAAAAAUGCUAUCGAUUACAACAUGUAUGUUCGAAUGGCUGAAAUAUUGAAAGAUGCCGCAAUAGACGAAGAUAUUUCAAUUGUCGUGUUGACGGGAACUGGUGAUUUCUACUGCAGCGGCAACGAUCUCUCGGCAAACGAUGUUCCAAUGAAAACUUUAUUCGCAGCUGUUGUAGAAUUUGUAAAAACGCUUAUAACUUUUCCGAAGCUCUUGAUUGCACUUGUAAAUGGGCCCGCUAUAGGGAUAGCUGUGACCACUCUAGCAUUAUGCGACUUUGUUUUUACUUCGGAAAAUGCAUAUUUCUGCACUCCGUUUUCAAAGUUAAAUAUAGUAGCUGAAGGCGCCUCCUCGAUAACAUUUCCAAAGUUAUUGGGGGAGAGGACGGCACUGAAAAUGCUAAUAAUGGACUACAAAAUGCCCGCUAAAGAAGCUCUAGAAUGCGGAUUGAUUAGUUUUCUCUACAAAGAUGAAGAAUUUCAUGAGAAAGCUUGGGAUUGUAUAUCUGAAAUUUCAAAACUACCAAUGGAUUCAGUACUGGGUACAAAAAAGUUGAUCAGAAGAGUGGACAUGGAGGCAUUAUUAAGAGCUACCGAAUUAGAAAUUAAUGAAAUUGAAAAAAUAUCGUUAAGUCGUAGCAAACUGUAACUUUAACGUUAAUUAUGUUGUAUUGUUAUGUCUCUAUUUAGUUUAAACCCAAGUUAAGAUUAAUAUUUUAUAAAAAAUGGCUUGGACUUAAUGUAAAAAGAAUGCCAAAUUACGAGAAUUUUUUUACUACGAAUACGCCUGAAAAAAGAAAUUAAUUUUUUUAAAAAUGAAAUUGUAAAAAUAACUUGAAGACGAUAUAAAAGUUUUUACUCAAUCUUUAAUUAGUAUUCAUUUAUUAAAGGGAAUUUAGUCACGACGUUAUAUGAGUUAAUGUUUUUACCAUUCACUUUUUUAACCUCUAGUUCUAGUCACAUAUUACAAUUAUUACAAAAAUCAUCGCCUUAAUCCCAUUAUCAGUAAUUAACUACUUAUCAGUAAAUAAAAGUUAUGAUCACGAUGUAUGAUAUUCCUGUAUAUAGAUUAAUGCCAUUGCCUUUGAAAAAAAAUACUUUUUCUGUCUCGUUUUGGCCACAUUGUGUUAUGUGAAUCUUCUAUUUUGUUACAUUUUAAAGAGGUAAUUAAUUUGCUAUGCUAUUUAAUAUAAAAUUAUUUUGUGAAAGUUGUAAGAAUCAGAAAAUCAUUAUAAUCGACACACGUCAUAUUUGGUACAGCCUUCAUUAUAUAAAUUAAUUCUUCGUAUGUAAUGGUAAUAUUACUAAUUCAACUUUAAGUUUAUCAAAGGAUGUGUUUUGUUGAUAAAAGACUAAGUAGUUCUCUAUUAUCAUUUUGGCGUUUUGAUCCAUCAGUACAUAAACCAUAAUAAUUCGGAAAGUUUUAUUGUAUUAAUACAUUACACGUUCUUUACUGUAUGUCCAGCAGUGGACUGCAAAAGGUUGAUCUGACUCACUGAUUGACGUUCUUUACUUUCCAGUUUAUAGUCCGUGAUUAAUUGAAAUUGCUCAUCAACAUUUUAGAUUUAACAGAUACCCAAAUAAUUAUAACACCAUGCAGAAUUUAGUUUUAGUUGUUACCAAUAAAUAUUUUAGAAAAUA
This is a messenger RNA of Melitaea cinxia (Glanville fritillary), 2023 nucleotides long. RefSeq names its product enoyl-CoA delta isomerase 2 (gene Dci). NCBI's taxonomy places the organism in Eukaryota, Metazoa, Arthropoda, Insecta, Lepidoptera, Nymphalidae. Bases 315 to 1031 code for a protein of 238 amino acids. The record is from RefSeq and is a predicted model, not a curated record. The transcript is spliced from 4 exons.